This is a messenger RNA of Pogona vitticeps (central bearded dragon), 1622 nucleotides long. The record is from RefSeq and is a predicted model, not a curated record. Lineage: Eukaryota; Metazoa; Chordata; Lepidosauria; Squamata; Agamidae.
UUCAUCUUGUUUUAGUUCAUAGUAAGCAUGUGGCUCUGUCUGGCACUGGCCGUCAUCCUGUUCUUUGUGAUCCGAUGGUAUCGGGAGAGUCAAACUGUGGAAAACCUGAGAGAAAAAUAUGUCUUCAUCACUGGUUGUGACUCUGGCUUUGGGAACCAGCUGGCCAGGCAGCUGGAUCUCGAGGGCCUGAGGGUGUUGGCCGCCUGCCUUACCGAGAAGGGGGCAAAGGAGCUGCAGAGGGUCUCGACUGAUCGGCUGCAAACCACUAUUUUGGACGUCACCAGCACAGAGAGCAUUGUGGCAGCAACCGAAUGGGUGAAAUCAUGUGUCGGGGACAAAGGACUCUGGGGCUUGGUAAACAAUGCUGGUGUUGCGCACCCCACUGCUCCCAAUGAAUGGCUGACUAAAGAUGACUUUGUUAAAAUACUGAAUGUCAAUCUUAUUGGGUUGAUUGAUGUGACGCUACACAUGCUGCCCCUGGUGAAGAAGGCCAGGGGAAGGGUCGUCAACGUGGCCAGUAUCUUUGGCCGACUGUCUUUCCUUGGAGGAGGCUAUUGUCCCUCUAAGUAUGGGGUAGAGGCCUUUUCUGACUCUCUGAGGCGUGAGCUCCAUCCCUUUGGGGUGAAAAUAGCCAUAAUAGAGCCAGGCUUUUUCCUAACUGGCAUGACCAACAUCCAGACCCACCUUGAUUGUAUGAGGCAGCAGUGGGCCAGCACUCCACAGGAAGUCAAAGAUAGCUAUGGAGAGACCUAUUUCAACCGCUGUUAUCAGCUGGUGAAAGAGGACAUGGUACCUCGCUGUGACACCAACCUUUACCUGGUCACUGACUGCAUGGAGCAUGCCUUGAUCUCCAAGCAUCCCCGCACGCGCUAUUCUGCAGGGUGGGAUUCCCAGUUCUUCUUUGUUCCUCUCUCUUACAUGCCCACAGCUGUGGCGGAUUUGGUGCUGACCUGGUCACAGCCCAAGCCUGCUCAGGCCAUGUGAGGGUGGCGCGGAAAGGGUCGGGUUUAGAAUGGGUGUGUGCAUAUGUGCGUGACAGGUGCCUGCCUAGCGUCAGACAGAAGCUUGUUAUAUCUGCUCUAUCCUCAUUAUUCACGAGAAACCCAAGACCCAUCAACCAGAGCUAGACACAAAAAGACACAAAACACUGAAGAAUGAAAAGACAGGUUGUCUCUUUAGCAGAGUUUAGAGAAGUUUCUUCUGAGACUCUCAUUUCCAGUUUCCCCCAGCCAGUGGCUAUGCUGGUUGGGGAAUCUAACAGUUGUACAUAUUUGAAACAUGUAGCUUUCCUUUGCUCUGUUUUGGACCUAAUCUGAAUCGAAGGCUUGAUUUUUGGUACAACUGAAUGAGGCUCAGAGUCUCUGUACAGAAAAAUCCAUUGCUGAUUAUAGGGAAGGUUUUAAUUAAGAUUCAGAUAUUCAUUUGGGAUAUAUUAACAUUGAAGACUGCAGUCCUGUCCCCAUUGGUCUUGGAAUAAGCUGCACUGAAUUUAGUGGGAGAGACCUUUACUUGGCCAUGCACAGGAUUGCCCAUUGAAUUGCAAAACAGUAUGUUUUACAGUAAUUUUUUUCACUUGAUUUAUAAGCCUCAUAAUAGUUAAGAGUUAAUAGGUUCUUCAUGUG